Molecule: messenger RNA, 7180 nt
Organism: Anopheles bellator
Lineage: Eukaryota; Metazoa; Arthropoda; Insecta; Diptera; Culicidae
Gene: Mcr
Product: CD109 antigen
Exons: 8
Coding region: 1-5580 (1859 amino acids)
Cellular component (GO): extracellular region
Molecular function (GO): protein binding; endopeptidase inhibitor activity
Source: RefSeq, a predicted model, not a curated record
AUGUUCCCAACGCAACUGUCCGAUCAUAGUGCGCAACAAACCAAGGCCCUAACCGAUCGCAACAUGAGCCCCGGUGGGCAUCCGACCUAUGGGUCGGGUGCGCUGAAAACGCUCCUCUGUGUUCUGCUCCUGUCCCGCUCGGUUGUCCUGCACGCCCGGGCCCAGCAGACCCAACCACAGCAACAAUCGAACAAUGAUGCCACGCGCUACAGCAGUAACAACCCGCAGAGUAACCCGUUCGGGCGACAGUACGACAAUCCACCGUUUCAAAGCGGCGGCCAGUACGAUCCGAAUACGUCGUCCCGGCAGAACCAAGGCUUCGGAAGUGGUGCUGGUGGCCUACCGCCAACAUCCGGUACGAACUAUCAGCCCAACUACUACAACGGCAACAACAACUUCAACAACCGCGACUCGAACAGCAUCGACAACCGGUUCGAUCCGGAGAACCGGAACAACGUGAUCUUCCAGUCGACCACCCCGCGCGACUACUUCUUCAACAACCGCCAAACGACGACCCGGCCGCGCGUCAGCUUCAACCGCAACCCGCUGGUCAAGGAUUACGGUGCCGGUAAUCAGUUCUCGCGUGGCAUCACGUACUUCAUCGUCGCCUCGAAGAUGGUGCGCCCCGGACAAGUGUACAAGGUGUCCGUGUCGGUGCUGGAGUCCCGGCUGCCGAUCAGCAUCCGGGCCAGUAUUUCGCGGGACGGCGUGGAGAUGAGCAGCGAGACGAAACCGAUCACACCGGGAGUGCCGGAGUCACUGCUGAUGCGAGUCCCGCCGACCAGCGUGGUGGGCGAGUACAAGCUGCGGGUCGAGGGUUCGCACGACAAGAACUUUGGCGGUUACGUGUUCGCCAACGAGACGAAGCUGAUCUUCUCCCAGCGCUCGAUGACGAUCUUCGUGCAGACGGACAAACCGGUGUACAUGCAGGGGGAAACGGUGCGAUUCCGGGCCAUUCCCAUCACGACCGAGCUGAAGGGUUUCGAUAGGGAGAUGGACGUGUACAUGCUCGACCCGAACGAACACAUCAUGCGCCGCUGGUUGUCACGGCAGUCGAACCAGGGUUCGGUUAGCUUGCAGUAUCAGCUAUCCGAUCAGCCGGUGUUCGGUGAUUGGACGGUACGGAUCCAGGCGCAGGGUCAAACGGAGGAGGCCGUCUUCAGCGUCGAGGAGUACUACCAGACCCGGUUCGAGGUGAACGUCACGAUGCCGGCUUUCUUCUUCAACACCCAGCGCUACGUGCAUGGGCGCAUUAUGGCCAACUUUACGAACGGUACACCGGUGAAGGGUAAUCUGACGCUGAAGGCUACGAUCCGACCGAUCGGUUGGUUCAACCCGCAGGCCAUCAAUCAGAUGCACCGCGUAGGCAAUCUGGGUCGCUUGACGAACCUUGCCAGCCAGAACGUGCCGUACUAUCUGCAGAAAUCGAACCCCGACCUGCUGUACAACAAUCCCCAGAAUACCUUCACGAGCACGGUGAACCGUGACCAGGCUGGCGGGAUCAGUGGGUAUGAGACUAACCAGAACUACGACGGUGGGCGCUAUCCUACGUCGUCGUCAUCCGGUAGCUUCCAGGAUUCGUACGUCAUCGAGCGGCACCUAAACUUCGACGAAGAGUGGCCCUUCUGGGUGAAGAAACCGAUCGAAACGGACGCCCAGUGGGACUCGUGGACCAACACGUACCGGGAAAGCUUGCCGUUUUUGCGCUACUUCAACGGUACCUACCAUUUCCGGUUCCCGAUGUCCGAAUUGGCCCAGCUCGUUCCCAAUCUGUCCGGUAUGGAGAUUCUGUUCACGGCGCGCGUCGGGGAGCGGUUCUACGACGAGGUCGUGGAAGGUUACGCCCUGACCCGCGUCUACAACUCGUCGAUCCGUAUCGCGUUCCUUGGCGAUUCACCUCAGGUCUUCAAACCAUCGAUGCCAUUCACCGUGUAUUUGAUCGCGGAAUAUCACGACGGAUCACCGCUGCCACUGAGUAUGUACAACCCGGGCCGGAUGGAGGUUUCGGGUUCGAUCGACAGCCGCGCAUCGGGUGGACGGAACACACUGGAACCACGGCUCCUGCACAUGUCGGAAAAGGCGGGCGUUUGGGAGAUGAAGAUCGACAUCCGCAACGAUCUGAACCUCGAAAAUACGAAGCAAACGACGGAGUUUCUGAACGAAAUUCAAUCGAUGCGCCUGACUGCGACCUACGAAGAUCCGUUCGGGGAGCGGGCGACCACCGAGCUGCUGCUGCUGUCCCACUUUUCGCCCAAGAACCACAACAUCAAGGUGUACACGAGCACCACCGAUCCGAAGGUGGGCGAGUACAUAACGCUGCACGUGCAGAGCAACUUCUACCUGAAGGCGUUCGACUAUCUGGUCAUGUCGAAGGGCAUCAUUCUGAUCACGGGGCACGAGAACAUGGACGGUGGCGUGAAGACGAUGUCGAUUACGCUCAGCGCAGAAAUGGCACCGGCGGCCACGAUCGUCGUGUGGCACAUUGGCCGAUACGGUAAGCUGCUGGCCGACAGUCUGACUUUCCCGGUGAACGGGAUCUCGCGCAACAACUUCACCGUGUACAUCAACAACCGGAAGGCGCGCACCGGCGAGAAGGUGGAGGUGGCAAUCUACGGCGAACCCGGCUCGUACGUCGGUCUGUCCGGUAUCGACAACGCGUUCUACACGAUGCAGGCCGGAAACGAGCUGACGUACGCGAACGUCAUCUCGAAGAUGCUCUCGUUCGACGAGCACACCAACGGAACGUUCAAGAAAACGUGGAUGUCACACGAGGGCGAUCCGGACGAGCUGGUGUACUACCCGGCGUCGACCUUCGGUAUUGAUGCGAACCGGACAUUCGAAUACGCGGGCCUGAUCGUGUUCACCGACGGUAUUGUUCCGUUGCGUCCGUCCGCCUGCGAUCGUACACUCAACUAUAGCGAGUGCCUUAACGGGCGGUGCUACCGGAAUGACAAACGGUGCGAUGGUUACAUGGACUGUGAGGAUGGUACGGAUGAGGCCGGGUGCCACAUGCGCAACGAAACGCAGCUGCUCGAGUUCCGCAAGUACCGCUUCAACCGUAUCCUGCGCCAGUACCAGAACGUGUGGGUCUGGAAGGACGUCAACAUCGGGCCGCACGGAAGGUACAUCUUCAACCUGGAGGUUCCGAAAACUCCGGCCCUGUGGUCGGUGUCGGCGUUCGGUAUUAGUGGGACGCGCGGUUUCGGAAUGAUCCGGCGGCCGAUCGAGUACGUCGGCAUUCAGCCGUUCUUCAUCAACGUCGAAAUGCCGACCAAGUGUCACCAGGGCGAACAGGUCGGUAUCCGUGUGGCCGUGUUCAACUAUCAAACGGUGGACAUCGAGGCCACGGUCGUACUGCACAGCUCACCCGACUACAAGUUCGUGCACGUCGAAGAGGACGGUAUCGUGCGAUCGUACAACCCCCGGACCUCGUACGGAGAGCAUCAGUUCUACAUCUACCUGAACGCACAGGAUUCCGCCAACGUGUACCUCCCGAUCGUACCGACGCGGCUCGGUGAGAUUGAGGUUACGAUCCACGCUUCCACGUUGCUCGGGGCAUCGCAAAUCAGCCGCCAAAUUACGGUCGAAGCGGACGGGCUGCCCCAGUACCGGCACCAGUCGAUUUUGCUCGAUCUCCGCAACCGUGCCUACCUGGUGCAGUUCAUGCACGUCAACGUCACCGAAACACCGAUCAUUCCGUACGAAAUCGAUCGCUACUAUGUGUUCGGUUCGAACAAGGCCCGCAUUUCCGUGGUGGGCGACGUUGUCGGAGCGAUCUUCCCGACGAUGCCGAUCAACACGACGUCCCUGCUGACGCUGCCGAUGGAUGCGGCCGAGCAGAACAUGUUCAGCUUCGCGGCCAACUUUUACACGAUCAAGUACAUGCGCGCCAGUACGCUGCGGGACAAGAAAACGGAACGGGAUGCGUUCCACUUCAUGAACAUCCUCUACCAGCGCCAGCUCAGCUACCUGAUGGAGGACGGCGCGUUUUCGUUGUUCCGUGCGGACUGGAACCAAUCGGCCCCGUCCGUGUGGCUGACGGCGUACUGUGCGCAGGUGUUCGGCGAGAUGGCCGGCCAGUACGAGUACGAGAACUUUAUCUUCAUCGACCCGACGAUGAUCCAGAAGAACAUGCGCUGGCUGCUGCGCCACCAGAAGGAGGACGGUUCGUUCUGGGAGGUGUCGUGGAUGCCCGAUCGAAAGGCUAACCAUUCCGGAUUUUUCUCCCGCAACGAGCUGGUUCGCGAGAAGAACAUUACGCUGACGGCGCACGUUUUGAUUACACUGACCACGGUUACGCUUCCAUCGGGGAAAUUGGCCUCCAGAGUGGCGCUGGCACAGCAACGGGCGGUACAGUACUUGCAGAGGAACGUAGCAUCGAUUAAGGAUGCCGGUUCGACGUACGAAAUCGCGAUCGUCGCGUACGCCCUUAUGAUAGCGAAGGCACCGAAGGCGGAAGCCGCUUUUACGAUGCUAUCGUUCAAGAUGAGAUCGAUCGGUGAAUUCAAUUACUGGGGCGAAGAGGAAGUGCCAUUGCCGCCGACAAAGCUGGAAAAUCAGCGUUACUUCUCGUUGCCCCGCUUGCCGUACAAAUACGACUCGCUGAACAUCCAGGCUACGGCUUACGCGUUGCUCACGUUCGUCUCGCGCCAGGAACUGCACGUCGAUCCGAUUGUGGCGUGGCUGAACGCUCAGCGGUUGAUGGACGGUGGAUGGGCUUCCAGUCAGGAUACGGGUCUGGCGAUGAAAGCUCUCACGGAGUACAGCACCCGAAACCGCGUUUCCAACGUGACGCAGCUCGCCAUCAAGGUGGAAGCCACAUCGUUGCCCGGUGAAACGAGACACCUGCACAUCACGAGAAAGACCCUCGCCCAGCAGCAACAUUUGGAAGUUCCCAACGCUUGGGGUACGGUGCGAGUAGAGGCCACCGGUGUUGGUUACGCCAUAUUGCAAAUGCACGUUCAGUACUCGGUCGACACGUACAAAUUCCAAACGCAACCACCAGUUCCGGCGUUCGAUCUCACUACCCGCACGAUCUUCCACGGCAGGAAUCAGUCGCACAUUAGCUACGUCAUUUGCCAGAGAUGGACCAACACAGCCGAAUCGAUACGCUCGGGAAUGGCGGUGCUGGAUGUGGCCGUACCGACCGGCUACAUGAUCCAGCAGCAGAAACUCGACUCGUACAUCCUCAGCCAACGUGUCCGCAACCUGCAGCGCGCCCGUUACCAGGAACGGAAGGUGCUCUUCUACUUCGACUACCUGGACGAUGAAUAUGUUUGCGUAAACUUCACGCUGGAACGCUGGAUGCCGGUAGCCAACAUGUCCCGCUAUCUUCCGAUCCGUGUUUACGACUACUACGCACCAGAACGCUUCAACGAAACGAUCUUCGACUCGCUGCAAACCUAUCUGCUGAACAUUUGUGAAGUCUGCGGUAGCUCCCAGUGUCCGUACUGUUCGAUCUACAAUCUUGCCACCCGGUCGCCCGUUUCGAUCGCACUGAUGCUGCUGACCGGGCUCGUUAUCGUUGCCCGGCACUAUCGAAUAGUGCAUCCAAACAGUUGGAUUUUCUGGCACGACUAAAUGCGUGAAGCACGCAGCCUUACCGCUAGACCGCGCGUGCACCCACCGAAAAGACCCGUGGUGUGACCCGUGGUGAAAAGACGUGUAAAGAACACUUUUGGGAGGUAAGAACAAAAAUCGUAUUUGGUGUGCUUUUCGUUUCACUUUAUGAGCAAUAUAAUUCGUCCGCGAAUGCGUUCCACAGAAGCUUGACCAGUGGAGCGUCUGUAAAUACUAUUAUUUUGCCGUUUUUUUAAACAAUGUCCAAAAAGAAUCCUACGGAAUCUCUUGGCAAGAAUCUUCAAUGAAGUGCUAGCGCAGACACUAGGAAACGGUCGAAACAUACUUUGAAAAGCAUCUGAAUUAACUCUAGGCUCUAGGAUUACUGUGAACUUUGUUGCGUCCGUUUUUUAUGUAUUACUUUUUUCGUCCAUUUUUUAUAAUCAAGAACCUCGGAUGAGGAUAGAAGGAGAAAGUUUUGCAUGCACCGAUGCGCUCAUGCCAGCCACGUAUAAAGCAGUUGAAGCAGAGAAGGAUCUCUGCAGGAUCUAAUUUUAGGGAAUGAAGAAACGAAUCCAGGAUCAUUCGUGAGAGACACUUUAUAUGGCGAACAAUUGCAAACCCAUCACCAUUAGAAGAAUAUGAACCCAUUUUCGAACCACAGACGCGCCCGUCAAAGACUAGAAUUUAAGACGAAAGGCGAGUGACAAAGAAAGAAAUGUAUGAUGCUAGCUAAUAUUUUUUGUGAAUCUUUUGUAGGUUCUGCUUAACACUUUUUUCACAUUAUUUGACAUCAUUCUCUUUUUGUCUGUACAUCAUCUGCCAGUACUGGACCGUUUUCUUUAAAUUUACUUUCCGCGCCACACUCUCGUUUUAGUAUCUAAGUUCCACCAUCUUAAAAAAAAUCGAGUAAAGAUUAGCGAAUCUCGAAGCAAAGCAAAAGGCCGUCCAUUAUGAUUCUGGUCAUAAAUAAAUCGUUCCACGUUCUCGAUUUACCUAUUUCUUAAUUUUAUAUCUUUUUAAUUUCGUUUUUUAUUACACGCGUUUACAUGUUUAGUAUUGAAGUAGGUUGAAAUAUUGUGGCGUAAAGUGAAGCAGAGUGGAAAUCAAGUUAAAUAAUUGUCCUGCAAUGAUUCAUAACGAGAACUACGUAUGUGUGUUCAGUCGAAGAGCCUAAACAAGCACUCAGGUGAACUCAGGAGGAGAAUGAAAAUCUUCUUUCGAUGAGCCAGCAGAUUGUGUAGUGGUGGUGCUGUAUUAGCCAAUUUGCGAAAGCACGAAGAGAAAUAUUUACGAACGAAUGAUACAAAUUGUUAAGGUGCCUUAGCGUCGUGCUCAUUACACCAAGACCUCCGACCUCUGAGAUCCCUCAGGAGGAGUAUUUUUGAAGAACAGAUAAAGUGGUUCUAAUAAUCGUGUAAUAAUCAACCCGGAAACGGAACCACACGUGUCCAGGUUAGGAUGAAUUUUUGAAAAGCAUUUUUCUUUCAGUAAGCCGCGCAGUUACUACCAUCACCAAAUGGUGCACAUAGAAAUCGUAGCAAGCAUUUGCGUUCAUAUCAUCGCGGAAAAAAGUAUUAACGAUCGAAGUGAAUUUUUCGUCAACAAUGAAAUUGUGAGU